Messenger RNA from Fusarium poae, 438 nucleotides. RefSeq lists its product as uncharacterized. Bases 1 to 438 code for a protein of 145 amino acids. NCBI's taxonomy places the organism in Eukaryota, Fungi, Ascomycota, Sordariomycetes, Hypocreales, Nectriaceae. The transcript has 2 exons. The record is from RefSeq and is a predicted model, not a curated record.
AUGCAGGCGGAGAAGAUGGAGGCUGACCCAUCCGAAACCUUCGGCAACCCCUACAUUCGAGAACUCCUCCUUGAGAAUGUUGACCAAAAGGCUAUAAUUGCUCGACUUAACACAACUGUCAAGUGCAACUCAACUCUUGGGUCGGAAGAACCCUGCGAGGAGUCAACUACGUCCGGAUCAUCCUUGAACGAUACUGCAGCAGACUUUCCCACACCUCCGAACCGAUUAGCCUCGGUAGCGGGGAUUCCAGACUACGCCAUCACGUUGGGUGCGUUUGAUAUGGGGAGCUUUUCUAACGUGACACUUCAGAACCAGACAACUCCUGUAUCUGUUAAUAUCAUGGCUGGUCGGGGGUGUGACUUUAUUAUUCUUGAUAUCGUGGAAGCUCUUUAUCAAGACGGGGUUAUCAGAGAAGUCAAAACUGGAGCUGAACCUUGA